UGUGUGUGUUCGCUUAGCCUAGCCGCUAGCUGCUUCUUAGAUUGAUGUGUACAUGUGUGUAAAUGCGGUGUGUGUUUUCCAACUGUGAAGUCAAACCGGAGAUCCUCAAAAGUUUUUGCAGGUCGCUGUUAAAAGUUAUUUAAAGUCGAUGUUUUUAUCCAGCAGUAGUGUUUUGUGUAACUCUGUGUGUGAGUGAGAGAGUGUGUGUGUGUGUUAGAGAGAGAGAGACUUGGUAAAGCGUGUAUUUCAGUUCAGUGUUUGUGAUUGAUUUUAUUUCUGCGAGGGAAGGUGAGGAGAGAUUAGCACAAUGCUAACCGCCUCGCCGACGAACUGACUGUGGCAAAAAGGGAAGAGUUAAAAAGUUGUUUGCUGGAUUCACAACUUUUAUUGAUGAUCAGGGACAGUGAAAUACAGAAUUCCCUCAGCUUUGGUGUGUGUGUGUGUGUGUUUGAGCUGGAACAUUUCCGCAAGGAUAUAAAAUCAGGAGCAGAUUAGCGGAAGGCUGAUGGGAGACUGUGAGGCAGAGCUGGAGCCGAGUCUGCGCUCACUGCUCGGGUUCAGCCGCUAAACCAGGACAAGGACCGAAAGGAAAAAAAGACGACGCGGAUAAACAAAUAUAUCUACUUGUUUUCUUCCCGUGGCAUUUUGUAGUCAGCUUGUUUCCCCAAUGGCGGGCGGGGGAGGAGCGGCUCCUCCACUGUGGUAUCACCGGGACCUGAGCCGCGCCGCCGCCGAGGAGCUGCUGGCCCGCGCCGGCCGAGACGGGAGCUUCCUGGUCCGGGACAGUGAGAGUGUGAGCGGCGCCUACGCCCUGUGUGUGCUAUACCAGAAGCAUGUCCACACAUACAGAAUCCUACCUGAUGAGGAUAACUUCCUAGCAGUGCAGACAUCUCAGGGAGUGCAACCAAAGAGGUUUAAGACAUUACCUGAGCUGAUUCAGCUCUACCUUCAGCCUAAUCAGGGUCUUGUCACCACCCUGCUGCUGCCUGUGGAGAGAGAGGAAUGUAUGGACGAAAGAGACUACUCGGAUGGAGAGGAUGAUAAACCCCCCCUUCCUCCUCGGACUGGCUCUUGUAGCUCCGCCCUUGUCAGUAUAGAAACACCCACAGAGAGUUUGUCAGUAGGGAAUGGAUUGAGUACAAUCUCUCAUGAGUAUCUGAAGGGCAGCUAUGCUUUGGAUUUGGAAGCAGUGAAACAGGGAGCGAGCACUCUGCCUCACCUCAACAAAACACUGGUGUCAUCCUGCAAACGCCUUCAUGGAGAGGUGGAUAAGGUUUUGUCUGGAUUGGAGAUCCUGUCUAAGGUGUUUGAUCAGCAGAGUGCCUCCAUGGUGUCCAGGAUGAUUCAGCAGUCUGUGAGUCAGGGUGGAGAUCAGGAACUGGAGAAUCUUGUCACUAAACUGGCCAUCCUCAAGGACCUACUGUCCUCCAUAGAGAAGAAGGCUCUGAAGGCUCUCCAGGAUAUGAGUGUGUCCUCUCCCCUCACCCCCCUGACACGCCACAGCAAGGCCAUUCCUGUCCAGGCCUUCGAGGUGAAGCCGGACAUGUACCUGGCUGAACUGGCUAAAAUAGGGAAGAGUCAGAAAAACACACUCAGCGUGGACGUGGAGGCGGGAAAACUGGUGGUGAUGAAGAAAGUGAAGGACACACAGGAGGACUGGACCACCUUCACCCAUGACAAGAUCAGACAGCUGAUAAAGUCACAGAGAAUGCCAAAUAAACUGGGCAUCGUGUUCGAGAAGGAGAAGGACAAGAGUCAGAGGAAAGACUUCAUCUUCCCCAGUGCUAAAAAAAGGGAAGCGUUCUGCCAACUGCUGCAGCUGAUGAAGAACAAACAUUCCAACCAGGACGAGCCGGACAUGAUCUCCAUCUUUAUAGGGACAUGGAACAUGGGAAGUGUUCCUGCUCCGAAGGCCGUUGUUUCCUGGCUCUUAUCUCGAGGUUUGGGUAAAACUCUGGAUGAGAUGACAGUCACUAUUCCUCACGAUAUCUACGUGUUUGGCACUCAGGAGAACUCUGUGUGUGAUAAGGAGUGGGUGGAGAAUCUGCGCGCUGCACUUAAAGACUACACCGAGAUCGACUACAAACCGGUUGCAGUACAGACUCUGUGGAACAUAAAGAUUGUGGUUUUGGUGAAGCCGGAGCAUGAGAACCGGAUCAGUCACGUCGGGAUGUCCAGUGUCAAAACAGGAAUUGCCAAUACACUGGGUAAUAAAGGGGCGGUGGGUGUGUCCUUCAUGUUUAACGGAACAUCAUUUGGCUUUGUAAACUGUCAUCUGACGUCUGGGAAUGAGAAGAUCCACAGGCGGAACCAGAACUACCUGGACAUCUUGCGUCAGCUCUCACUGGGAGACAAACAGCUCAACUCCUUCGACAUCUCACUGCGCUUCACACACCUGUUCUGGUUCGGUGACCUCAACUACAGACUGGACAUGGACAUACAGGAAAUCCUGAACUACAUAAACAGGAAGGAGUUUGAGCCACUGUUGAAGGUGGACCAGCUCAAUCUGGAGAGGGAGAAGAACAAGGUCUUCCUCCGCUUCGUGGAGGAGGAGAUCACGUACCCCCCCACAUACCGAUAUGAGAGAGGAUCCCGCGACACCUACGUUUGGCAGAAGCAGAAAGCCACAGGGAUGAGGACAAACGUGCCAUCAUGGUGUGACCGGAUCCUGUGGAAGUCUUAUCCAGAAACGCACAUUGUCUGUAACUCCUACGGUUGCACAGACGACAUUGUCACCAGUGAUCACUCACCUGUGUUUGCGACGUUUGAGGUGGGCGUGACCUCACAAUUUGUCUCAAAAAAAGGUUUGCCUAAAUCCUCAGAGCAGGCUUAUAUUGAGUUUGAGAACAUAGAGGCCAUUGUUAAGACGGCCAGCAGAACCAAGUUCUUUAUUGAGUUCUACUCCACAUGUCUGGAAGAGUUCAAGAAGAGUUAUGAGAACGACUCUCAGAGCAGUGAUAAUAUAAACUUCCUGCGUGUGAGCUGGUCCUCAAAGCAGCUGACCACACUGAAGCCCAUCCUGUCUGACAUCGAGUACCUGCAGGACCAACACCUACUGCUCACUGUCAAAUCCCUCGAUGGAUAUGAGUCCUACGGAGAGUGUGUGUUAGCACUGAAGUCGAUGAUUGGCAGCACAGCUCAGCAGUUCCACACAUAUCUGUCUCACCGCGGUGAAGAGACUGGAAACAUCCGUGGCUCCAUGAGGGUCAGAGUGCCUUCUGAGAGAAUGGGGACCAGAGAGAGACUGUAUGAGUGGAUCAGCGUGGAUAAGGAUGAGACCGGAGGGCCAAAAGGGAAAACACUGCCCUCUAGAGCAGGACAUGAUUACAUCAAGCCUACACCCAGCAGGAAGGAGCUGAGUAAAGUUUCAGAAGAGGGAGAGAGAAACACUACAGGACGACCCGCAUACACACACACUACUGCUAAAGAGGAUAACACACAGACCAGGUCGAAGCAGACAGACUCUGCAGAUGGAGAUGCCACCACAUGCAAAAAUAGCUUCAACAAUCCUGCCUACUACAUCCUUGAGGGUGUUCCUAACCAAUCAGCUGCCUUGGCUGCAGACCUGCUCCCAGGCUCCGCCUUCUCUCUGCCGUCUGCAUCCAAAUCACCGCCCCCUGCAGGCGGAGCUGGAAAAGGCAAAGGUUCCGUCCAAGCGCGUAAACAGACGGGCGGCCGCCCGCCACGGCCCAUCAGCGAGGAGGGGGGAUCCUCUGAGGAAGAUGGAAGUUCCGGUUUGACCCGUCCACCUCCUGACUUCCCACCCCCACCCCUCCCUAAAAGUGCUCUUGAAGUGUCGGAUGCCUCGUUUUUCCCAAAAGAGAGCAAACCUCGGAUGCACCCUGAAAUGGCAGACAUCAAGAUACCAGUGACCGUUUCCUCCAAGCCUCUCCCGUCUCCCAGCUUUGCCCCGCCCCCUACAGGAAGCGGAGCUUUCUGCCUGGACCCUUCGCCUGGACCUUCGGCUUUCAGAAGAGGAGGCGGGACUUCGGGAGCUGACGACCAGUCAUGUUCAGUACUUCAUCUGGCCAAGAAACUGAGUGAAGUGGAAUAUGUGAGCGGAGCGGGAGGUGUUGGGGGGACGGGACUUAAAGGGGGUGGAGUCAUCCACGGUCGAGGUUUGGGAUUUGGUGAAAGCUGUCGCACUUUUCCUCCUCGCUCCAUCCCGGAAGAGAUCAUGGCCGAGGACCUGCCUGAGGAGGCUCUGUGGCAGGGUGGUAGCAGCAGUAGCAGUCUGUCAGUGGACUCUAGCGUGGGUGAAUGGCUGCAGAGACUCGGAUUGGAGCGCUAUGAGGAGGGACUGCUGAGGAAUGGCUGGGACGACCUCGAGUUCCUUAGUGACAUCACUGAGGAGGACCUAGAGGAGGCGGGCAUCCUAGACCCCACCCACAAGAUGAUCCUAUUGGCCAGUUUGAGACAGCAGCAGCAGCAGAAGUGAGCAGAACAACUGCAGCAUCGCUAACAUGGUCUUCAUCCUCCAUCUUCCUCCUCAGUCUAUAUCUUCCGCUCGACAGUGUUUAAAGAGAAGUCAACAUGUCAGUCACACACAGUUUCACUACAGGCCUCGAACCUGCAGCUGAGGAUCACCUUCCUGCUUCCUGCCAGAGGAGGAAGUGACAUAAUCAGAGUAUGCCUGAGAGCUUCAUCCACAUUCCUUUUGUUUUCUCUUUUGGGUGAUUGGCUUAUUUAGUUUAUUCGUUUAGUGUUAAUGAUUUUAAUAAAGAAAAGGGAAAGAAAGAAGCCAAAUUCAGUGAAUAAUUAUUUAGUUUAUAAACUUUAUUCUGUGUGUGUGUGUGUGUGUGUGUGUGUGAGAAAGAGGACAUUUAUGUUUGUUUUAUGUACGUUUUCUUUUGUAUUGUGUAUUAAAGUGUGUGUGUGAGUGUGUUCUGAGACAUUUCUAGAGUUCCUCGGAAUAUGCUCGGCUUCUUUGUGGCUUGUCUGUCUCUUUUCUGGAACUUUCUAAAAGUUGAACACUAGCGUUAAUGUGUGUGGGAGACGUGGUUUGUAAAGACCAACUCAGCUUAAAUGCUAAAUGUGUGGGAACAGCACAGUUAAUGGGAAAAACAUAUUUAUAACGCACACCAUCUUAUGAUAAUGAACUCCAUGUGAUCUGGAGUUACCGGAAGUAGCCACUAGGCGGCGCACAGAUUGUUUUUAAGUGGUUAGUGUGUUUAAUGAUUCCGUCAGUGCAGUGGAGAUGAAAAUUGACCCUGGAUCUGUAAAAAUGGGAUAAAAUAUGAGUGAGAAAAGUGAUGAGUGUUUGUUCAGGAUUAAAUUUAGGAUAAAAUCAGUUAAACAUUAAAUUAACUCUAACAUAUUUUAUACACACACACACACACACACACACACACACACACACACACACACACAACACACUCUGUUCACUGUGGAGUGAGCCUGAAAGUCUAAUGUAGCCUACAUUACCGUGUGUGUAAGUGUAAAAAUGGUCACGUUUUAAUUUUAAACACUUUCUCUUUGUGUUCAGUUUACGUUGCUGUUUGUAACUGUUUUAUUAAUGACUUUAAGUUAAUAUUUGUGAAUUGGCGCUGAAUGAAGUCAUGUGAAUAAAAACUAACGACUGAU
Ictalurus punctatus (channel catfish) is the source of this 5583-nucleotide messenger RNA. It is a transcript of the gene inppl1a, whose product is annotated as inositol polyphosphate phosphatase-like 1a. Gene Ontology annotation, biological process: phosphatidylinositol dephosphorylation. The record is from RefSeq and is a predicted model, not a curated record. NCBI's taxonomy places the organism in Eukaryota, Metazoa, Chordata, Actinopteri, Siluriformes, Ictaluridae. The transcript has 27 exons. Bases 668 to 4438 code for a protein of 1256 amino acids. Gene Ontology annotation, molecular function: protein binding; phosphatase activity.